CGCCAUAGAAGCUUCAAUAAUAAGACAAUAACACAAUCGAACAGAUAACUAUGGUGAUGAGCCCUUCGAUUGAGUCCCACCUCGCUUUAAUGUGUGGUUCAUAAACAUGGAAAUGUCAAACAUACAUGAUGGACCCUCAGAACUCGAUGAGCGGUCGAACUGAGUCUUCUGAUGAUGCUCCGUACCUCCUCCGGAGCUUAGCGAAAGAUGUACCGCUCUCGGCGGACGGGGAGAAGAAUGAUACUCGAAUAACUUGUGUAGAGUUCUGGAACGACAACCUUUAUAUCGGUACCUCCGCCGCGGAGAUCCUACAUCUCGUUCGAAUACCGCCCGAUCCUCAAGAUGUAUCCGCCGAAUCAACCUUUAUCCUCGCCUCGAGGCUUCGACCGCCGGUUCUCCGAGAGGCAGAAGAUGGCAUCCAGCGGAUUCUCCUCCUGCCCGCCGUUGGCAAGGCGGCGAUCCUAAGCAACCAUACCUUGAGUUUCUACUCACUACCCGAACUUAGCCCAGCGUUUCCACGGCUUAAACCGUUCACAUGUGCUUGGGUCGGGGGAACUGACCAGGACAUCUCCGAAGAUGUGAUGGACGAGCCUGGUGGGGUGGUGAUCAUGAUGGGGUUGCGGAAUAAGAUACGGAUGGUAAGAAUCGGCGAGGAACCCAUCGUGGUACGGGAUAUCGAAUUUGGUGGAUGCCUGACUACAUCCCGACGAGGCGAUGUUGCUUGUGUUGCCGACGCCAACUCGUAUGCGCUCUUGGAUGUGGUGCAUCAGCAAAAGAUCCCGUUGUUCCCGAUCAGCUCCUUCUCAACGGAAGACCCCCAGAGUAUAGGAGAGACAUCACAGCUUUCGACUCCACCAUCCGCCCACUCGAGAAGUGUUUCCGCACUAGGUCGUUCCGAGACAACUCAGGAUCGGGGUCAUGGACGAAGCAGCAGCCUGGGGGUGUUCUCGGGCGACACACGACGGCAUUCAAGUACACGAUAUGGCUUUGAUAUACCGGACAGUUUGUCACGAAUGACAUCACCCACACCUAGGACGAACACAACUCCCCCCGAAUCGACCACGGAGCGAUCGGCAUCUCCUCGACCCCAACAAGAAACGAACAAAUCCCUCCCUCCACCUCCUCCCGAAUCUCGACCGAGCUCGCAAUUGAUCAAAGGAUUUGGCCUGUUGCGUCCACAGAUCGCAUCCCCAACAUCCACGGAGUUCCUCCUGGCUCAAGGAAACGGCCCGUUCGAUCCUGGCGUAGGGAUGUUCGUCAAUUUGGAUGGAGAAGUCGUGCGCGGAACCAUCGAAUUUACCAGCUAUCCGGAUAAUAUGGUGGUCGAUGGUAAAGGCAUCGAUCUGACUGCCAGCGCCGCUCUUGAUGAGGUUUUUGAGGAGGGGUACGUACUCUCGGUUGUCCGUGCCGGGACAGAAGACUCGUUCAAGCGCCAAUUAGAAAUUCAGCGCUGGGAUGUGGACUCCGGUGAGGGUCAUGCGACCAAGCUGAACUACGAUCUUGAAUCCUUAGUCGGCGAAGCCCCGUCCGCCGAAGCAACAACGGACGGAACUGAUCUGGGCAUUCAACGACUUUUGUCGGCGGUUGACAUCAGUCUCCCCGAGAUAAGUUCGGUAUUGGCAAAGAAACGAUUGAGCCUAAAACCAUCAACUCCUGCCCCACCUUCCUCCCCGAUUGUAUCUGAGCAGUCUGCAAAGGGGAAGACGCGGACCGCCGAGGACAUCUUCGAGGAAUCGGAAGAAACGCGAGAAAGAGACGAAUUGGAGAUCGUGAGGCGCCUCUGCAAUGUUCCGGCGAAAAUGGCAUGUUGGUCCGGCGAUCGAAUCUGGUGGACGGUCCGCAAUCCCAGAUUCCUUCAACUCAACGCGAGAUUGGAGCAGGCUUCCUCAUCUGCAGAGUCCCGACGGGGUUUUCUCCGCCCUGAUCGAGUGGCGGUCCAACUGCUGCUCAACGAUAUCCGAGGCCUGGAUCCGCGAACGGAACUGGACUUUUUUGCCCUUAGCUUCAUCCGCCAGAAAGCCGCCCUUCUCCUGUUUGCAGAUUUGAUUCUGAGAGUAUCAUCCGACGAAAAUAACCAGCAGCAGGGUGUUCGGGCGACGGAAAAGGCCCUCAUCGAGAGCGAAUUAGACCCUCGCAUCAUCUUAGCGUUCAUCCCCGUAAUUCGUGACGAGAUCCGAGAAGGAGAUUCUGGCUUGUGGGCCCACAACGGGUUGAAAGAUGUCUUUGAGAAGUUCCUGCAUCAGGAAGCUCAGGUCGACAUAUCGUCACAGAUGUCAGGCUCGCUGUCUCAUCUUGUCUUGCAGCUUGCAAAGACUUAUAUGCUCUAUUGGAGGAAGAAACGAAACUUUGGAAGCGUCGAGGAUAGAGACGAUCUGUUCGGGUCGGUGGAUGCCGCUCUACUUCAUAUCCUUCUCAUCCUAGACCAAGGCUCGUCACCAGGACCAGCAACCCCAGGCAGUGUACGGCAAGAGUUGAACAUCGUUGUCGAUGACAAGGAGUUCGAAUCGUUCGAUCGAGCCGUCCUGCUUCUCGAGCAGUACAAGCGCCUAUACGUGCUUAGUCGUCUGUAUCAGAGCCGGAAGAUGUCGUCAAAGGUCCUGGCCACCUGGAAGCGGAUCAUCAGCGGUGAGCAUGACGCUGGUGGCGAGUUCUUGGAUGGAGAGCAGCAACUACGGCGGUAUCUCACAAAACUCAAGGACAGCAAACUUGUACGGGAAUAUGCGAUAUGGUUAGCGAAUCGGAACCCAAAACUUGGGGUUCAGGUGUUUGCGGACGAUCACAGCACCGUCAAGUUUCGAACUACCGAUGCAUUGAAGAUUCUUCAUGAGCAUGCACCUGCGGCGGUCAAGGAAUACCUUGAAUAUCUCGUGUUCGGCAAGAAGCAAACCCAAUAUUCGAAUGAGUUGAUCGGCUACUACCUUGACGUCGUCGUCAAGGAGCUGGAGUUAUCCGAGGAAUCGAAACAAAUCCUCAUGCAAACGUAUGAGACCUACAGAGCGCUACACCCCCCGAAGCCUACAUAUCGCCAGUUCAUAAUGGACAACGCCAUCGACGCCGAGUGGUGGCAGAGCCGACUCCGACUCCUACAACUCCUCGGCGGCACCCAAGAUCCCGCCUCCUCGUACGACACCGCCGCCGUGCUCGAACGGCUCACCGCCUACGAAGAACACCUCGUCCCCGAAAUGAUCAUCCUCUGCGGUCGCCAAGGCCGCCACGAGGAAGCCAUCCGACUCCUGACGCAUGGUCUCGGCGAUUUCGACACCGCCGUCAGCUAUUGUCUCCUGGGCGGGCACAGCCUGUUUCGAACCCUGGGCGACGUCGUUCCCGGUCGGCCGAAGCCGAGCCGAGAGGACCAGUCCCGGCUGUUUGAGUAUCUGCUGCACGAAUUCUUCCAGAUUCGGGACCUUUCGGACCGGAUCGAACGAACGGGGGAGCUUCUGGAGAGGUUCGGCCCCUGGUUCGACGUAUCCACGGUUCUAAACAUGAUCCCCGAUUCCUGGGCCAUCGACGUGUUCUCCGGCUUCCUCGUCAGUGCCCUGCGUCGAUUGGUGCGCGAACGCUGCGAGGCCGCGGUAACCAAAGCGUUGUCGGGCGCGCAGAAUUUGAAGCUCACAGCGGAGCUGGCUGACCGACAGGACGAGCUCGGUCCAAAAGUGGAAUAUGAUGCCCACAACGCCAGGAUUGAUAAUAGCGUUGCUUAAUACAUACCUGAUGUAAAUACCCCAAUUGCUGGUUGUUUUAUAUUGCGUUUCCCAGC
Molecule: messenger RNA, 3757 nt
Organism: Eremomyces bilateralis CBS 781.70
Lineage: Eukaryota; Fungi; Ascomycota; Dothideomycetes; Eremomycetales; Eremomycetaceae
Exons: 4
Coding region: 126-3701 (1191 amino acids)
Biological process (GO): vesicle-mediated transport; autophagy; endosomal vesicle fusion
Cellular component (GO): fungal-type vacuole membrane; cytoplasm
Source: RefSeq, a predicted model, not a curated record